CGUCACCAGAGCUGCUGGCUCACCGCUGUCAUGGCUUCGAACAUAAACAAGAGUCACUGAAAAGCGACACGUUUUGUUGUAGCAGUUUGCCACAGUCUUUAAAGUUACACUUUAACUGUGUUAAUUAAUUAAUUGCGGAGAGAUACGACAGGGUCGCAACAUGUCAGGGGGAAGCAAAGUCGUUGAGUUACAGCUCGAGAUGCGGCAAAACAUGGAGGAUCUGCAAAGCUACGUGAAGGACCUGCAGGGCUGGGAGUCGGACAUGAAGAGGAGGGACGAGGAGCUGCGGACUGAAGGAUGCCAGGAGGAUGAGAGGAAACUCCCGCCUGUGCGCAACCAAGACUACAAAACAAAAAUGACGGAAAAGAAGAAGAAGAAAAAGAAGAAGAUGACAGAGCCUGCUAGUAAUGGCAAUACAAAAGCAGAAGAAGACAAACAGGCAUCAAGAAUAAAAGCAUUUGACUAUCGAUCAUGGGACAAGUUUGACGUGGACAAGGCUCUGUCAGAGAUGGAUAAAGAGGAAAGUCCAGCGGAAUCAAAUGAGUCAGACUCAGAGGAAGCUGCACAUGAUGCUGAAAAAGCUCUGUCAGAAAAAGAAAAGGGUAAUGAGUUCUACAAAGACGGCAAGUACGAUGAUGCCAUUGAAUGUUACACCAGAGGGAUGAACGCAGAUCCUCACAACCCUGUGCUUCCCACAAACCGAGCCACAUCCUUCUUCAGACUCAAAAAGUACAGUGUGGCGGAGUCGGACUGCAAUUUAGCGAUCGCUCUGGACAGCAACUACUUCAAAGCGUACGCACGGAGAGGAGCUGCACGCUUUGCCCUGAAAAAAUAUGAAUUAGCGUUAGAAGACUAUGAGAUGGUUCUCAAGCUCGACCCUGGAAACACAGAGGCACAGAGUGAAGCGGAGAAAAUCAAAGAAGUCCUUGGGCAACAGACAGUGACGGUACAGAGUGAAGCGCCGCAGCCACAGGAGGCUCCGACGGUCGACUCUGAGCAGCAGAGAGUGAUGGAGGAACAGCAGAGACGGAUGGAGGAACAGCAGAGACGGAUGGAGGAGCAGCAAAAGAGACAGGAGGCAGUCAUACAAAAAGACAGGGGGAACGCUUAUUUCAAAGAGGGCAAGUAUGAAGCAGCCAUCGAGUGCUACAGCCAAGGCAUGGAGGCAGACAACAUGAACGUCCUCCUUCCCGCCAACAGAGCCAUGGCCUUUCUCAAGCUGGAGAAGCAUAAGGAGGCAGAGGAGGACUGCACUAAGGCUAUUUAUCUGGACAACACUUACUCCAAGGCUUUUGCUCGCCGAGGCACAGCCAGAGUAGCUUUAGGGAAACUGGAGGAGGCCAAACAAGAUUUUCAGGAGGUGUUGAAGCUGGAGCCGGGAAACAAACAGGCCUCGAAUGAACUCCAGAAACUGCAAAUUAUGUGUCCCAGCGGCCUACUUCAAACAGAGGACAACAGUCCGAGGAGAACAGUCAAGCCGAUUGACAAACCAACACAUCUGCAGUCGACUAAACCUCUGAGGAGGAUUGACAUCGAAGAAGUCAGCGGUGAAGCAACGGUGCCCGAGGAGGAGGAGGAGUCAGCUGGGUCCAAGUCAUUAGUCCAGGAAGUGAUGAAGGAGCCCGAGGACGAGGAGUCAUCGCCACUGUCCACGUCACCCAGCGCCAAGAUGAUGAAAAUUGAGGAGAUAUCGGACACUCCCUUGCUCACAUCAGACCAACUUCCUCCCAGCAUAUCCACAGAACCACCAGCGCAGAUGGAAACUGCGCAUCCGCCUGACACAAAAACCAACCCCUCCUCAACAGUAACAGACCUGCCUCCUCCGCCAGCCAGCGGCUUCCAGCUGGAGACCGACCUCCGCAAGAUCAGACAGCAGCCUGAAGUGAUUUACAGAUAUCUGAAGCAAAUCAAUCCAGCGGCGUACGCUAAGAUUUUCCAAAACUCCCUUGAACCUGACAUCCUCAAUCAGAUCCUGAAGACGCUGCAAGAAUUCUACAUAAAAAAUGAGGCAGCGGCCGUGACACUGGAGAUCCUCAGCAGUCUAGUAAAUGUGAAGCGCUUCGACAUGGCCGUCAUGUUCAUGUCGUCCGCAGAGAAGAAAGUGCUUAAAGAAUUGUUCGACUUCCUUCACCAAGCAGAGCUGGAAGAAUCAUCUGUCGCAGCGUUACAGAAGAAGUACGGCGUUUGACGCUUUAGGCUACACACGUAAACGGAGCAGUGGGUGCAGUAAUGUUCAGUGUGUAGACUAACUCUUCUAUGCCACGCGUCGUGUGAUUGGGCGGUUAACAGUAGGUGACACAACACAACAGACCAAAACAUUAGACAGACAUUGUGGGCCAGAAAUGAAAAUUUAAAUAGUGGCUGCUCCCCUGUUAUCAGUGUAGCAAUUACUUUCCUUAAUCUCCAAUAACAAAUCACGGUCAUUAUGACAAUAUUACUUUAGGACUACAUAAUAUUACAACUUUAUUCUCCUCAAAUUGCGACUUUAUUCUCCUAAUAUUACAACUUUAUUCUCCUAAUAUUACGACUUUAUUCUCCUAAAAUUGCGACUUUAUUCUCCUUAUUAUACAACUUUAUU
This is a messenger RNA of Solea solea (common sole), 2578 nucleotides long. It is a transcript of the gene rpap3, whose product is annotated as RNA polymerase II associated protein 3. Gene Ontology annotation, molecular function: protein binding. The transcript has 17 exons. The record is from RefSeq and is a predicted model, not a curated record. The coding region runs from base 161 to 2188 and encodes 675 amino acids. NCBI's taxonomy places the organism in Eukaryota, Metazoa, Chordata, Actinopteri, Pleuronectiformes, Soleidae.